Messenger RNA from Vespa crabro (European hornet), 1240 nucleotides. RefSeq lists its product as uncharacterized. The coding region runs from base 305 to 928 and encodes 207 amino acids. The record is from RefSeq and is a predicted model, not a curated record. The transcript has a single exon. Lineage: Eukaryota; Metazoa; Arthropoda; Insecta; Hymenoptera; Vespidae.
GCAAGACAAUUGUUUUAUAAGUUUAAGUGAAAAUAAUGAUCUCUCUAGAUAUUACGUAAAUAUAAAUAUAAAUGCAUAUAUUUAAAAUUUAAAUGUUUCGUUCAAAUUUUUAUCUAGAGACUAUUUAGACUAUAUUAGAUCACGAAAUCGAUUGUCUUACAAAUUUACAAUUUUGUUUAUUUUUUUGUAAAAAUUUUAUUUUCAUUUCUCUUUUGAUUUUCCAUUCAGUAUACAUUUCAAGAUACACGUGCCAGAGAUUAUCAAGCAUCACAUUCACACAAAAACGAUAUUCAUACAUAAAUUGAUGCCUCAUAAAAAGUACGUGCCACAGAAAAAGGAAGUACCAAAGAAGAAAAAACCAUCGUUUCACGAGGAAGAAGAUCAUAAGGAUGCGCAUCAUGAAUGGAAAUAUUGGACUAGUCACUUUCACCAUGAUGAUCACGGUCAUAAUCAUCGUGAUGUUAGUCACAAAGUUAAACAGGAAGAAAUAUUUAAGGAAGAUUAUCAAAAAGAUUUUCAACAAAAUCCAAUUCAAACGGACUCUUAUUUUCCUAAACGAGAAUCUUACGAUGAAAAUAUUUCUACGAGGGAUCACACGAACGGUUUGAUUGGUUAUUCUUAUCCACCACAAUAUUUACAGAAUUUGGAAGUUCGGGAGAUCCCUGAUAAUCAUGAAGAAAAACCAACGCACGGUUAUGAGGAAGGAUAUCGAAAAGGUUUACGAUCGGAAAGCGGAGCUAUUUAUGCUAACGAAUUAAAUAAAUUUCAUUUUGAUACUGAAUUGGAGGAGGAAAACGAACGAGAGAAAUCAAAGGUUGAGGAUGUGGAGGAGGAUAAAGAAAUUGUCAAAACAAAUGCAGGACGUUACUUCGUCACCGAGGAAAACGUGGAACACGAUCAUUCUAACGAAGGAAGCGAGCUAAAAUAAAAUAUUUUUAACAAAAUACUUUUCAAGAAUUAAUUAUAAAGGAGAUAUUUUGUUAGAAAUUAACAACGAGAGAAUCUUGAGACUUAAAACACAUUAUUGUUUUUAUAUAUCUCUAUGUAUAAUAUGUAUGUAUGACAAGAACACAAUGGGAUAUGUGUUCCUGUGUGUCCGCCAUGUAAAAUAUUCAUUUUUAAGAAAAAUCAUUUUUUUCGUAAUAACAAAAUUCUCUUUUCUUACGAUCCUUCUUGUUUUUCAUUCAAUUAUAAAUUCAUUGAAUGUUUCAAUAGGUACAAAACAAAAAGGUAUACAAUU